AUGGACCCCACAGAGAUCCCCAUCCAGACAGAGCUGGUGGAGCUGGUGCCCAAUGGGAAAUAUGCUGUGAACGCCUCGGCCAUCCCCUUGGUGGGGAAUGCCAGGUUUGAAGAGCCCCAGCCCACUGUGGCGGAGAUGGAGGAGUUCCUGCCCCAGGGCCCUGACAAGAAGCAGACCCACUUCACGGAUUUCGAAGGGAAGACCUCCUUUGGCAUGUCCGUGUUCAACCUCAGCAAUGCCAUCAUGGGCAGCGGCAUCCUGGGUCUGGCGUACGCCAUGGCCAACACCGGCAUCCUCCUCUUCCUCUUCCUCCUGACCACAGUGGCCUUGCUGUCCAGCUACUCCAUCCACCUGCUGCUGAAGUCCUCCGGGAUUGUGGGGAUCCGUGCCUAUGAGCAGCUGGGCUACCGGGCCUUCGGCACACCGGGGAAGCUGGCCGCGGCCAUCGCCAUCACGCUGCAGAACAUUGGAGCCAUGUCCAGCUACCUGUACAUCGUGAAGUCUGAGGUGCCGCUGGUGAUCCAGACCUUCCUCAACCUGGAGGAGAAGAGCACGGACUGGUACCUGAACGGGAACUACCUGGUGAUCCUCAUCUCCCUCACCAUCAUCCUGCCCCUGGCCCUGAUGAAGCAGCUCGGCUACCUGGGCUACACCAGCGGGUUCUCCCUCAGCUGCAUGGUCUUCUUCCUCAUCUCGGUCAUCUACAAGAAGUUCCAGAUCCCCUGCCCCCUCCCUGAGCAGGACGGCAACGGCACAAGCAACCUCAGCGACGCCCAGGGCAGCACCAGCGACUACCAGAACGGCUACCCGGUCCUCCAGCCAGCUGCUGCUGUGGCUGCCUGCUCCGCCAGCCUCUUCACACUCAACUCCCAGACAGCCUACACCAUCCCCAUCAUGGCGUUUGCCUUCGUGUGCCACCCCGAGGUGCUGCCCAUCUACACGGAGCUGAAGGACCCCUCCAAGAAGAAGAUGCAGGGCAUCUCGAACAUCUCCAUUGCUGUCAUGUAUGUCAUGUACUUCCUGGCCGCCCUCUUCGGCUACCUCACGUUCUACGGCCGGGUGGAGUCGGAGCUGCUGCACACCUACAGCUACGUGGACCCCUUCGACGUGCUGAUCCUGUGCGUGCGCGUGGCAGUGCUGAUCGCCGUGACGCUGACUGUGCCCAUCGUCCUCUUCCCGGUGCGCCGCGCCAUCCAGCAGAUGCUCUUUCAAGGCAAGGACUUCAGCUGGGUCCGUCACACAGCGAUCGCUGUGGUCCUGCUGAUCACCAUCAACCUGCUGGUCAUCUUCGCCCCCUCCAUCCUCGGCAUCUUCGGCCUGAUUGGUGCCACAUCAGCCCCCUGCCUCAUCUUCAUCUUCCCGGCCAUCUUCUACAUCCGCAUCGUGCCCAAAGACAAGGAGCCCCCGAAGUCCACCCCCAAGAUCCUGGCUGCCGGCUUCGCGGGCCUUGGCGUGCUCUUCAUGGUCAUGAGUCUCAGCUUCAUCAUCAGCGACUGGGCGAUGGGCGGCGCCAAGAGUGGGGGCAGCCACUAG
This is a messenger RNA of Emys orbicularis (European pond turtle), 1533 nucleotides long. RefSeq names its product solute carrier family 38 member 3 (gene SLC38A3). The transcript is spliced from 15 exons. The record is from RefSeq and is a predicted model, not a curated record. Bases 1 to 1533 code for a protein of 510 amino acids. Gene Ontology annotation, cellular component: plasma membrane. Gene Ontology annotation, biological process: histidine transport; L-glutamine transport; asparagine transport. Lineage: Eukaryota; Metazoa; Chordata; Testudines; Emydidae. Gene Ontology annotation, molecular function: L-glutamine transmembrane transporter activity; L-histidine transmembrane transporter activity; L-asparagine transmembrane transporter activity.